Pestalotiopsis fici W106-1 is the source of this 861-nucleotide messenger RNA. RefSeq lists its product as uncharacterized. The transcript has 3 exons. The record is from RefSeq and is a predicted model, not a curated record. The coding region runs from base 1 to 861 and encodes 286 amino acids. Gene Ontology annotation, molecular function: peptidase activity. NCBI's taxonomy places the organism in Eukaryota, Fungi, Ascomycota, Sordariomycetes, Amphisphaeriales, Sporocadaceae.
AUGGGAUUCGACGUCCUUGCCAAGCUCAGCAACGCCAGCCAGGCGGCUGAGGGCUUUGUCAAGAAGAAGUGGGAUGAGCACAAGUUGAGAGAUGCCGGAAAGGCUGCGCAGGCAGAACUGAACCGGCGCAUAGACGAGAGGAAUCAGUACCUUCAGUUGAUCACGGCCAAGCGCACUGGGUCCUCGGCUCAGGACAUGCCACCUCUGACCUGCAACCCGGCAGACCCCCACAAGGCCGUGUUUCUGGUUACCAUUCCCAUCACCUUUGGCCGGUUCAAGCUGUCCAAGAAUUCCUACAGUUUACUGGCAAAACUGUCGCCGGCCGCGAGCAUCGAUGGCGUCAACCAUUGGGCACUUGCCGUCAUUGAUCGAGGUCUCAAUCCGUGCUUCUUUUAUGAGCUCAUGAGCGACGACUUGGCCAUCAAUGCGCUCGGCAAGAAUCAGUUCCGCUUCGACGAGGUCACGCCAGAUUUUAUUGAAACUUGGACAUCUUGCUAUUAUGUUGGCGAGACGAUAAAGACGCAUGAGCAGAUUGAGAAAAUGGGAGCGGAGCAUUUAGCUCUCCAUCCCCGAUACAAUCUGCUCAACAGCAACUGCCAGGACAUGGUGGAGAUUCUCGUCAAGCAACUUUGCGAAGGCAGAACCAUCAGUCAAGGCAAACUCAGAGAAGAGCUGUCUGCCAUUUCUCCCAAGAUUGCACUCGAUCUCAUGGUGGGCCGCUUCAGAUCGAGGGUGGACACAUUUGGAGAAAACGCGGACCCCGAAAUGAUCAAAGACAACGACGUUGAAGUGCAAAAGGAGAUGGACAUGAUUGACGUGCUCUGGAGCAGAGUUCGAGGGAAACCCAUCUCGCCGAAAUAA